GUGAGCGGGCGUUGUUGCCACAGCGUCUGCCAUUUUGGUUAGAACUACUUUGUCUGGUACUUGGCAUAAAUAGGCUUUUCGGGAUAGAGAGAUAUACUGUUAUACUGCGAAAGAAGGCAACGCUGUUCCAACAAAAUGCUGUCUGCAGCCCAGUUACUCGAUGAGUUAAUGGGCCGAGACAGAAACUUGGCCCCUGAUGAGAAACGGUCCAACGUACGAUGGGACAACGAGAGCGUCUGUCGAUACUAUCUGUGUGGCUUCUGUCCAGCUGAGCUAUUCACAAACACACGCUCUGACUUGGGUCCUUGUGAGAAAAUCCAUGAUGAAAAUCUAAGGAAAUUGUAUGAGAAAAGCUCUCGGUUUAUGAAAGAAGGCUACGAGCGAGACUUCCUGCGGUAUCUACAGUCUCUCCUGGCAGAAGUGGAGCGGCGGAUUCGUAGAGGGCAUGCUCGGCUUGCACUUUCCCAAGCUCAACAAAAUGCCGGGGGCCCUGGUCCAUCUGGUAAGAAUGAAGAGAAAGUAAAAGUUCUAACCGAGAAGAUAGAAGACCUGGUAGUACAGAUUGAGGAACUGGGGUCAGAGGGACGUGUUGAGGAAGCUCAGGGAAUGAUGAAGCUUGUGGAGCAGCUGAAGGAGGAGAGGGAGAUGCUCAGCUCCACCCCCUCGACUAUUGAGAGCUUUGCAGCUCAGGAGAAACAGAUGGAGGUGUGUGAGGUGUGUGGGGCCUUCCUCAUUGUGGGUGAUGCACAAUCCCGAGUGGAUGACCACUUAAUGGGCAAACAGCAUAUGGGCUACGCCAAGAUCAAAUCUACUGUAGAGGAGCUCAAGGAAAAACUCCGUCGUCGCUCUGAGGAACCUUCAGAUGAAAGCCCUGCUCUCAAACGGGACAGAGAAGAGCGAGAGCGCGAGAGGGAGGAGAGGGAGAAGAAGCGCAAAGAGGAGGAGGAAAAGGAGAAGGAACGGGAAAAGGAGAAGGAACGCGAGAGAGAGCGGGAGCGUGAGAGGGAGCGAGACCGAGAACGGGAGCGCGAUAGGGAGCGGGACCGGGACCGUGAGAGAAGAGCAAAGCGGAGCCACUCCAACAGUCGCCACUCCAGCCGAGCUUCAGACAAGAAACGGAGCAGAUCCCGUGACCAUCGGAGGUCUAGGAGCCGAGACCGGGAUAGGGAACGUAAACGCAGCAGGAGCCACGACAGAGAGAGGAGGCGCAGUCGUGAGCGCACUGACAGAAAACGUCGCUCCCGCAGCCGCGACAGGAGGAGGUCGCGCAGCUCAGAGCGCAAGUCUCACCGCCACCGAAGCCGCAGCAAGGACAGAGAAAAAGACAGGGACCGGGAUAGAGAAAGAAACAGAGACAAAGGAAGGGAGAAAGACAAAGAGCGGUCAUCAAAAGACAAAGACCAUACAGCGACAGAGGAGAAGAGCAGCUCUAAGAAAGAAAGUGAUGCAGCCACCAUUAAAGCUUCGUCGGAGCCGGAACCCAUGCUGACCGAGGCUGCCUCCUCCUCCCCUCUGCUUAACGGCCAGCAAGAGCUCCUCCAAUCUGAAGGUGACACUCAGUCCAAUUAAAACUGAUCUGAUAGGACCUCAGAUCAGGCUCAGGUAAGUGCGUCCUCCUCUUCACUCCCCCUGGCUCUCGACCUACCCUUUCACACUCUCUCCCCUUUCCUUCAAGCCUCCUACCUCCCUUUCCCCUCCCUUUCCGCCCCUUCCGUUUCCCACCUUGGUUAUGUUUAGUUCAAUGCCUAUGAUUUUUGUCAUAUAUACUAUAUCCAAAUAUCUUUAUCCUGUUUUUGAUUAGUGCAUCGUAAGUAUGCACUGAAGAUGAAGGACUAGGCCUGAUGAAUGAGAAGAAAGUAGAAAACAUUCACACAAAGCCAAGAGGGAAAGGCCAGUGUAGCCCUGAGCAAACAUGCCCAGAGGUACCCCUCGUUUUGUAUCAGUUUUUGAUCCUUAUAGAUGUUUUAUUUCACUUUGUGGAAGAAAUAACAGAAAACAGUUAUCCAGUCAAAUUUUCUCUAGCUGUAUAUACAUGUUUUUACUUUUUAUGAAAUUAUAUUUCUUACUUUAAACAGGAAAACAUAGUAAUUGCUUUUUUUUUCAUCCAGGGAGGAAGUUAAGUAGCUGUGUUUCUACAUGUUAACAUGUAAUCCUGGGAAACUUGCCCAAACGCAUGUGUAAACACAACGUUUUCAUAUUGAAGCUGUAACGUGAAGAUCAAAUGCCAUGGAUUUAUUCUCCAGCUUACUGUGCCUGAUAAUGCCAUGCACUGUGUUUUUCUUUGGGGGGGGGGGGGUUGUAGCUCCUGGGGGGGGUCUUAAUGACACUAACUGGAGGUGUAGGGUUUAUCGGAUGAAUUGCAGCUGACUUCUAUACCUCACACAGCGUUGGUGUUGUGAGCGAGACCACAUGAGAAAAAGGGCAAAUUAAAAAUCUUGGAUACUCUGACUGUCAAACUGUGCAGGUACUCACCCCAGGUACUCCUUUCUCUACCCACAUCCAUUUCUGAAUGCUGUUGCCUGUCUGAAAAACAAGUAGCUACAUCUUUAGAACAUGUAUCCACUGUUAAUUGUCUGCUUUGCUUCUGUAUUUGGCAACAUGUUGGGGGAAGAAGAGUUAUUUGAAUGAAUUCUGAGAUGUAGACAACCUUGAUAUCCUUUUGCCAUUGGCUGAAAUUGUCACUGACAUGUCCACAGUAUUAUUAUUAUGGCUCUAAUUAUGCUACAUGUCAGGCACAUUUCCACUCUGGUGAAAGGAAUAGUUUUUUGGUUUGUCACUAGUUUUAAAAUAUUGCAAAGUUUGUAGAUGUAAAGCAGGUAAAAUAUACCAAAGUUAGAUGAGAAAAACAUGACAUUAAAAUUGUCAAAUGCAUUCAAAACCUGGAACUUUUAAUGCCAAAGUAUAAAAAAAGUUUUUUUUUUUUUUUUGCCUUAUUCUCUGUUAAUAUGACCUACAUUUCCCCCCCCACGAACAAAUUAAUACAUUUGACCAGCAGAUAAACUAUUGCCUGCAUAGCUGGCCAUCUUUGCUAUAAGCCCAUGUUGCUGGGACCUUUGCUAACGUUGGACAUUGUGGCCGUUUUGCUCUGCAGGGGAAGCUGGAAUAUCUUGUUGGAGGAAGAAGCUGAAGAGCACGCCCACCUUUACCCUGAACCUGACUCCACUGCCUAUAAACAAGGUGAACCACAAAUGUGUAGGGGUUAUUUAAUAAAUAACCAAAAAAUGUCUAUAUCUAAAUGAGAGAGGGUUAUUAAUACAUUGUUUUUGUUGUUCUGUUAUUGGCUGGAUAAAUGCAGUUGUGGUUCAUCUGAUAUACAUCUGAUUUACUGGGAUAGAAGGCACCCAGAUAUCACCUGGAAUACUUAGGAAAAGUUCUUAAUGGGCUUUUGUUUUGUUUUGUUAUAAAUUUUUACACAUCCUAUGUUUCCUGGCAUUUAGUGAAAAUAAAAACAGUGCUCGUGGUUUGUAUUUGUCAGGGUCUACAUCUUUUCCUGACCUUCUUUUUUAAAACCUCAAUUAAAAGCGUAUGUACAAUGUAUGAUCCUUGGCAGGGAGUGUUUCUUUUCUCCUCCAAUUAAAGCUCUUGUCCCAUAAAUGUAAAAUAUUCUGAUUUAAUUAUGAUCUGAAGCUUUUCAUUAUUUGAGAUUUGUUUAAUCUUCGCCUUGCUUUCGAUGUAAAUGUCAUAUUGAAUUAAAAAGUGAAAUCUUG
Molecule: messenger RNA, 3707 nt
Organism: Girardinichthys multiradiatus
Lineage: Eukaryota; Metazoa; Chordata; Actinopteri; Cyprinodontiformes; Goodeidae
Product: luc7-like protein 3
Exons: 10
Coding region: 136-1569 (477 amino acids)
Biological process (GO): mRNA splice site recognition
Cellular component (GO): U1 snRNP; U2-type prespliceosome
Molecular function (GO): mRNA binding
Source: RefSeq, a predicted model, not a curated record